AUGUUGGCUCAGUAUCGCAUGCUCCAGCAGAGGAAGCUCGUCCUGUCGGCGAAGCUGCAGGAGAGGGCUCGGGAGUCGGUCUUCCUCGAGAGCCCAUCAUCGGCCAUCUCAGCCGCCGACCUUUCACCGUUCUCUCGAACAUUGCCGGUUGCCAAGCUUACGCGCCGACGAGCUUCGUCUGAUUUCAAUGAGCGUAUGGAGGGUGUGGAUGAUAUGACUCUCUUGCGGAUACCAUCAUCUCCCACUGACCUUCGCCGCCGGGAUUCUAGUACUGUUGACGACGUCAGAGAGGGAGAACCUCUACAGAGGACGCUCGAAAGAGUGAUUCAAGUUGAGAGGGAAUGCCAUACUUCUAAGGAAGCUCUCUCUCAAAAGUGUGAGGAAUAUCGGGCAGCUCUCAACGAGUGCCGAGAGCUGGAGGAAGUUAAACGGCGUUAUGUUGAGCAGACAACGCAGUUCAUAUCGGAUAUGGAAGUGACCAUCCAAGAGCUGGUGGAUCAGCUUAUCGCCCACGACAGCUCUCUCCCAGGUGGUCUCAUUGAAAGCAUUGAAAGUGUUCUGUAA
Molecule: messenger RNA, 564 nt
Organism: Perkinsus marinus ATCC 50983
Lineage: Eukaryota; Perkinsozoa; Perkinsida; Perkinsidae
Exons: 4
Coding region: 1-564 (187 amino acids)
Source: RefSeq, a predicted model, not a curated record